Messenger RNA from Colletotrichum graminicola M1.001, 1368 nucleotides. Its product is annotated as PAP2 superfamily protein. The transcript is spliced from 2 exons. The coding region runs from base 1 to 1368 and encodes 455 amino acids. Gene Ontology annotation, molecular function: inositol phosphoceramide synthase activity. Gene Ontology annotation, biological process: sphingolipid biosynthetic process; inositol phosphoceramide metabolic process. The record is from RefSeq and is a predicted model, not a curated record. Lineage: Eukaryota; Fungi; Ascomycota; Sordariomycetes; Glomerellales; Glomerellaceae. Gene Ontology annotation, cellular component: inositol phosphoceramide synthase complex.
AUGCGUGACCUCCCCAGUCUCAUCCGGGCGAAGCCGAAGCUACCGUCGCUCUUGACAGGCAACAUCAACUUCGCCAAGCUCAACCCGAUCCCGUACCGAUACCGACCAAGCCGAGGAAAGAGGCAUCAGAAGAAGAGCGACACCUACACCGACGCUCACGAUAUCACAUCGCUCCAAAAGUCGUUCAACCCUCUCGUCACAAUACGGAGACUGCGAGCACACAAGUGGAGGCUUCUCGACUUACAGUACACGAUAUUGGUCGCCCUAAUCAUCUUGUCGCUUUGCAUUACGCCAUCGGCACCCUUAAUCAAGACUCUUGCUGUCGCAGGCGGUCUCCUGCUUCUGACCGUUCCCGCCACCAGCCAGUUCUUCUUCCCAGGGCUGAGUAUAUGGGCCUACCUCAUUUAUUUCUUUUGCAGUCGCUUCAUCGAUGCGAAAUACCGCCCUCACAUCUGGGUUCGCGUCCUGCCAGCCCUCGAGAACGUCCUUUACGGCGCCAACCUCUCUAAUAUCCUGUCCGCUCACACCCACCCGGUCCUCGACAUUCUCGCUUGGAUCCCAUACGGCUUGGGCCACUUUGGCGCCCCGUUCGUCUGCGCCGGCUUCCUGUUCCUCUUUGCCGCGCCCAAGACGCUCCCCGUCUUCGCCAAGUGCUUUGGAUGGCUGAAUGUGCUCGGUGUGACCAUCCAGCUCCUCUUCCCCUGCACUCCUCCGUGGUACGAAAACGAGCAUGGCCUGGCACCUGCUGCCUAUGGCAUGCAGGGGUCCCCGGCCGGCCUGGCCCGUAUUGAUGCCAUUCUCGGUAUCGACAUGUACACGACGAGCUUCACCACUGCCCCUGUGCCUUUCGGCGCCUUUCCAUCGCUGCACGCCGCCGACGCCGUCAUGGAGGCUCUCAUCUUGAGCCAUUGCUUCCCGCGCUUCCGCCCUCUCUUCGUAAUUUACGUCGGAUGGAUCUGGUGGGCGACCAUGUACCUCAACCACCACUAUGCGGUCGACCUGGUCGGUGGGUCCCUUCUCUCCGCCGGCAUCUUCUACUAUGCCAAGGCUCGGUACCUGCCUCAACAGCAGGCCGACAAGAAGACGCGCUGGGAGUACGACUACGUUGAGAUUGGCGAGCAGACCAAGAUCUUUGACGAGGAGUACGGACGGUUGUACAACAUGGGAUACCUCCAGCGACGCGGCAGCUCGUCCAGCGACGAGUGGACGGUCGGCAGCAGUUCCAGCUACAGUACAUCGAGCCGGGGCAGUGGGAGUCUGAGCCCCGCGCUCUCGGAAGAAUCCGGCCGCAGCCUCUUCAGCAUCGAGAUCCGAUCCGACCACGAACGACACGAGAUUCCUCAGCUUACCGAGGUGGCCGUCCGGUAG